Molecule: messenger RNA, 3211 nt
Organism: Carassius gibelio (silver crucian carp)
Lineage: Eukaryota; Metazoa; Chordata; Actinopteri; Cypriniformes; Cyprinidae
Product: monofunctional C1-tetrahydrofolate synthase, mitochondrial-like
Exons: 17
Coding region: 793-2298 (501 amino acids)
Molecular function (GO): ATP binding; formate-tetrahydrofolate ligase activity
Source: RefSeq, a predicted model, not a curated record
AGUCAUUGUUGCAUUGAAAUAACCUAAAUAAGAGAAAUAGGUUAAAAGCAAGCAUGUAAGGAGAACUUCAGCCCAGUGUUUGUGUGUUUUCACGCUCACGUCCGUGUACACGUUUGUACUCUAAAUUCCUAGAGAGAGUGAUUGGUGGGCCCAGGGAUCUUAUCUACUGCUGGCUCUUGAACCCACCAGGAGCCUCCCUUUCAUCUGUGUGUGUGAAGCGUGGCUCGGUCAGCUCCAAAUGGGGGCCCAGGGUCUCUUUCAUGUGUGUGGGGAAUGCGCAGAGCCCUGGCUUUAUCAGCAGCCCCUUCCCUCUCCUUAACUCCUUCUUUAUGUCCCGCUCUUUGUUCUGCCUACAGACACAGUGAAGCAGCACUGCCCUCCCCACCCAGCCUACUCAAUUACUGUCAGCCACUGGCAUGCCUUUACUGCGCUGCCAAAAGAGCUGAGAGAGAGGCAGGAUGCUGAUGGGGAGAGGGUUUGCCAGCAGCCUAAUGUAGUGAGAUCAGAGGGAAAGUGAAAAGAGAAAGGCAGAAGGAUGAAUAGGUGUAUAGUCACAGCCCUCUCGCUUAAAUGUGGGAAAGCAAGUCUUGGUAAUGUUUUCGGCCUUUGUUUUUCAGUAUAACACCCACUCCUCUGGGUGAGGGGAAGAGUACAGUGACCAUAGGUCUUGUCCAGGCCCUCUGCACUCAUCUUAAGCUCAACUCUUUCGCUUGCCUGCGACAGCCUUCCCAGGGUCCAACAUUUGGUGUCAAAGGAGGAGCGGCGGGUGGGGGAUAUGCGCAGGUCAUUCCUAUGGAGGAGUUUAAUCUCCACCUCACAGGAGACAUCCACACUAUAACCGCAGCCAAUAAUCUAGUGGCGGCAGCUAUCGAUGCCCGCAUUCUCCAUGAAGCUACUCAAUCAGACAAGGCCCUGUACAGAAGACUUGUGCUGUCUGUUAAUGGCGUGAGAUGUUUCUCUCCUAUACAAAUGACUCGCCUACAACGUCUUGGAAUAAACAAAUCUGACCCCAGUGACCUCACACCAGAAGAGGUCAGGGCAUUUGUCCGUCUUGACCUUGACCCUGAGAAGGUCACAUGGCAGAGAGUUGUUGAUACCAAUGACCGAUUUCUGCGUAAGAUCACUGUUGGCCAGGCUAACACAGAAAAAGGCCACGCUCGCCAGACCCAGUUUGAUAUUGCGGUGGCCAGUGAGAUCAUGGCUAUCCUUGCUCUGACAGAUGGACUGGCUGAUAUGCGGACCAGGCUUGGAUGUAUGGUUGUGGGCAGCAGCAGAAACGACCAGCCGAUCACUGCAGAUGACUUGGGUGUAACUGGGGCUUUGGCAGUCCUCAUGAAAGAUGCCAUCAAACCCACACUGAUGCAGACACUGGAGGGCACUCCAGUGUUUGUGCAUGCUGGACCUUUUGCUAACAUCGCCCAUGGAAACUCCUCUGUCUUGGCAGACAAGUUGGCUCUUAAACUAGUUGGAGAAGAGGGCUUUGUUGUGACGGAGGCUGGCUUUGGUGCAGACAUUGGCAUGGAGAAGUUCUUCAACAUAAAGUGUCGAACAUCUGGGCUGAAGCCUGAUGUUGUGGUGCUUGUAGCCACUUUACGGUCUCUGAAGAUGCAUGGAGGUGGACCAAAUGUUACAGCUGGUGUACCACUGCCUAAAGAAUAUAUCGAUGAGAAUUUGCAGCUGGUUGCUGAUGGCUGCAGUAACCUGAGGAAGCAGAUUCAGAUCGCUCACCUCUUUGGAGUCCCUGUGGUUGUUGCUCUAAAUGUCUUCAAGACUGACACUCAAGCAGAGAUCGACCUGGUGUGUCGCAUCGCAGAGGCUUCAGGGGCCUCAGCUGCUGUGCAGUGUCAUCAUUGGUCCAGAGGUGGGCGGGGCUCUGUGGAGCUGGCACAGGCUGUGAAGAAAGUAGCAUCUCAGAAGAACCAUUUCCAAUUCCUGUACAAUCUGCAGGAUUCUAUUGUCGAGAAAAUUCGGACUAUUGCAAAGAAGGUUUAUGGUGCUGAUGACAUUGAGCUUUCACCUGAGGCUCAAGCUAAGAUAGACUACUACAAUCAACAGGGUUUUGGUGCUCUUCCCAUCUGCAUGGCCAAGACCCACCUGUCUCUCUCUCAUAUGCCUGAGAAAAAAGGUGUUCCCACAGGUUUUAUCCUGCCGAUCAGAGACGUCCGUGCCAGCAUCGGGGCAGGCUUUAUCUACCCUUUAGUUGGAACUAUGAGCACCAUGCCAGGCUUGCCUACGCGACCCUGUUUCUAUGACAUUGACCUUGAUCCUGUGACGGAGGAGAUAAAAGGACUCUUCUAAAGACAUUUCUACAGUCCCACACAUACUUUUGACCACUUUCUCCCAUUCUCAGAUGUUCCUCCGUGUCCGUGUAGGCCUCCGUUCAUAUGCCACUGAUUACAGCUCAUCUACUGCCUUCUAGCAAUGAAACUACUGAGUGUUAGAUCAACAAACAUUCCUUCUUCUGUUUUGCUCAGGGUUGUUUUUUACCAAAUGUAACUCCUGAAUGUUAACUACUUCAUGAAUUUUGUACUUACCAGUGGAUUCUUGCUUUUCCACAAUUUAUUUUUUAUACUUGUUGGUUUGGAGACUUGGAGUUUUAGGAUUUACAUUUCAUUUUUCUUUCUGUAAAUUGCUGUUUACAUAGCGUUUUAGUGUUUACAAUUGAAUGACGCACAAAAGCUUUUAUACUCAUUCUACAUAGCUAACAUUCCAUUAAUGCUUUAAUAUUUCUGUCUUAAAUGUUUCAGAUUAUUUUUUUAAAUACUACUACUAUUCUCCUUGUGUAGCAUUAAACGGUUUCAGAUAUUUGUUACGGACAAAUAUGUUCUGAAUCUUAAGUCUGAGGUGCUUUUAUUUAGACACUACACCAAACAAAAUUACAAGUGGUGUUAGUGGUUUGACACCUGUUCUCUCUCUCUCUCUCUCUCUCUGUCUCUCUUUCUAUUAUAAAUGGAGUGUUGCAUAGAUCUGACUACCUGUGAAUGCACAUUUUCAGCAUGCAUGUGGGUACAUGCCAGAAAGUCUCGUUUGAGACGUUCCUCUGUUAUCUGUUAUUCUGAUUACUACAGUGCUACGUGAGUAAAGAAGAAUUCCAUUGACUGUCGCAAUAGAUAUGUACGCUUGAAAACCUGUAUUUUCCCAGUGAUGAUAGAUUCUACAAUGAAAAAAGCAAUCCGAACAAGUUGACAACAAUAAAACAAUACUGAACAUU